GAUGGGUUUAGAGUUGUUUCUGGUGGCGCGGAUAAUGCAGGUCGUUGCUUCGACAUUACUACACAACAAUCCACACAAAUUGCUAUUCAUGAUCAACCUAUUAGAUGUAUCAAAUAUGUUGAUCAAGCUUAUCUAGUGGCCACAGCUAGUUGGGACAAAACAAUAAAGUACUGGGACAUGCGAACUCCGUCACCUGUGCUAACAGUUAAUCUUCCAGAACGAUGCUAUGCAAUGGAUGCCAUUUACCCAUUAAUGGUUGUUGGAACCGCAGACAGGCUUGUUCAAAUAUACAAUCUAGGACGUCCGUCAACUCCUUAUAAGACUUGUCAAAGUCCAUUGAAAUUUCAAACGCGAUAUAUUUCUUGUUUUCCGAGCGGCGAUGGUUACGCUAUUGGAAGUAUAGAAGGAAGAGUAGGAAUCCAAUAUGUUGAAGAAAAAGAUAAUCUCACGAAUUAUUCAUUUAGAUGUCAUCGAGAUGGAAACAACGUGUAUUCUGUCAAUUCCAUUUCUUUCCAUCCAAUAUACGGUACUUUUUCAACCGCUGGCAGUGAUGGCACAUUCAAUUUUUGGGAUAAAGACUCCAGACAACGUUUAAAGGGUUUCAGCUCAGUCGGCACAUCAAUUCCUGCUGCUACGUUCAAUCGCAAUGGUACUAUUUUUACGUACGCAGUCAGUUAUGAUUGGAGUAAG
This is a messenger RNA of Dentiscutata erythropus, 690 nucleotides long. The record is from the annotation of a GenBank genome assembly. NCBI's taxonomy places the organism in Eukaryota, Fungi, Glomeromycota, Glomeromycetes, Diversisporales, Gigasporaceae.